AUGUAUCGGCAGGUGAUGGUAGACACAGCAUUUACGCCUCUGCAAAGGAUAGUAUGGCGUGAAGAGGAGGAUCAAGAUUUGGAAACCUUCGAAUUACUGACCAUCACAUAUGUCACAUCAUCGGCGUCGUUUUUAGCCAUCAGAUGCUUGAAACAAUUGGUCGAGUUGGAAGCAAGGCAUCCUCGGACGACGGAAGCCAUUGCUCGAGAUUUCUACAUGGACGACUUAUUAACGGGAGCCGAUUCUAUUCAUGAAGCAAGGGUGACUGACAAGCAUGGAAAACACUUCGUGAAAUUAGCGUGUUCGAAAUCUAGUGUAGCUACAUUAAAAUGCAUAUCGCUACCACGACUAGAACUAUGCGGAGCCGUCUUGCAUGCCAAACUAAUCGGCAAGGUGGAGAACACGGUGCCGAGGAAUUUCAAUCGUCAGAUUUUAUGGUCGGACUCAACUAUCGUCUUAGCAUGGAGUGGCAUCACGUACCGUCAGAGGACAAUCCAGCCGAUCUCAUUUCCAGAAGAUUUGUUUCCCGCACAAUUUAUCAAUGCGUCGAUAUGGUGUAAGGGUCCAGGAUGGCUGCAAUUGGACAGCACCGAAUGGCCUCAGUUACCUGAGAUUGAGGUGGACUCUUCUUUACUUGAACAGCGUCAAGUAGCAACACAUUCAAUCACGGUCGCUCCACAAGGAGACGAGAUACUCUCAAUAUACACUCGAUACUCCGAGCUAGACAAAUUCAUACGCAUCACAGCAUGGUGCCUGAGAUUUCAUACAAAUUGCAAAAACGGGAAUAGAAUCACGGGACCGUUAAACAGCAGCGAACUAAAUGUCGCCUUAAUUCUAUUGUGUAAACAGAUGCAACAGUCAGCAUUUAAGGCCGAAAUUCAGCAAUUAAGCAACCAACAAAAUUUAGCUGCGAAAAGCCUACUGUUAGGUUUGAAUCCAUUUUUAGACCAAGAAGGGGUCCUUUACGUCGGCGGAAGACUGAAGAACUCUAUGUUAACAUACACAGUAAAGCAUCAGUUAUUGCUACCGUCAAAUCAUGUGUUGACAAGAUUAAUCGUACAGUAUUAUCACAAGAAGAAUCUACAUGCCGGGCCACAAUCUACAUUAACAACAGUUCGGCAAAAAUUUUGGCCGCUUGCAGCAAAGUGUGUCACACGUAAGAUCGUACGUAAUUGUGUGACCUGUUUUGAGCCAAGCCGCCGAUUUCGCAAGCAAAGAUGGGUGAUCUACCGGCGGCUCGCGUGCAACCAUCCAAAGCCUUUCAUUUAUGCGGGCGUGGAUUAUGGUGGACUGCUCUACAUCAAAGAAGGUUUCGAAACGCAAGAUCAACCAAGGCUUACAUUGCACUGUUCGUAUGCUUUGCGACAAAAGCUGUACACAUCGAAUUAG
Messenger RNA from Cyphomyrmex costatus, 1389 nucleotides. RefSeq lists its product as uncharacterized. NCBI's taxonomy places the organism in Eukaryota, Metazoa, Arthropoda, Insecta, Hymenoptera, Formicidae. The record is from RefSeq and is a predicted model, not a curated record. The coding region runs from base 1 to 1389 and encodes 462 amino acids. The transcript is spliced from 3 exons.